Molecule: messenger RNA, 1378 nt
Organism: Pseudophryne corroboree (corroboree frog)
Lineage: Eukaryota; Metazoa; Chordata; Amphibia; Anura; Myobatrachidae
Exons: 3
Coding region: 458-1093 (211 amino acids)
Source: RefSeq, a predicted model, not a curated record
CAGGUGCCCGUUGGUUUGUGUGUCUUUUUCAGCUGCACGUUUCAUCUGUCAGUCAUUAGCAUUCCACAGAUGUUAAGGACAUUUAAAAAAAAAAAAAAAAAAACUCUUAAGUCCUGGGAAGAGGAGAGAAAGGGACUAUUCACUCCCAGCACUUUCUCCCCUGUGCAGGCUCUCAGCCCGACCAGAGACAGAUUUCUAGAGAGAGCGCGGCCGCUGCUGUACCGUCUCAUCUCUCCGGUCGCUGUCAAGGCGGCUGCGGGAUGGCUGCAACUUUUUAAGUCCAAAACUUUUUGGGAAACAGCAGCACAGUCCAUCUUAUAUCUAUCUGCCUCCACUUUUGCCUCCAGUUGUACUGUCCUUGAUGUGAUAUACUGUGUAUACUGCAUAUGAAAGCUCUGGGCUAUGAGCUGUGAUUGGUAACCAGAGGGAAUUCUGCAAGCUGCACAGAAGUGAGAGCAUGAUGUUGCGGUCUGUGGUGCUGCAUGCUCUGCUGGAGCUGUGGCUAGCUAUCUCACUCAGCGCAGGCCAAAGUGGAGAUGAAGCCCUGGCCGAUUUAGGGUCGGGCUAUAUUAAGGACACCCUUCAAGACCAACCGAAAGAGCCCCAGCAUCACCCCCAAGACACCCAGAAAUGCCAGCUGACAUUCAUCACCCCUCCUCAGGAGUCCUGCGCGCAGAGAGCCACCGCCCAGAGUGUGAAGGAGGAUGCGCAGUACCUGCGGAACCUGCUGCAGGACAGCGGCCGGGUGCUGCACAGCCUGAAAUACACGGUGAAUGCUGAUGUGCAGGAGCUGGGGUACCAGGAGGUCAUCACCGAGCAUAACAAAGGAAUCAGGGAGGACAACAGGGAAUUCUACGGAACCUUGAGCAAAGUCAUGCAGGAGCUCCAGACCCGGAUGGAGGAUGACGGCACAGACGUUCCAGAUGAGAAAAAGAAGCUGCAAAAGAACUUCCUCAUGAUGGAUCACCUGCUCCAGACCACCUUCCACCUGGCUGACAAGCUGGACAAAGCCUCGGAGGAUCUAGAUCUCAUCCUGGAAAAGCAUCUGGAGAGAUCCACUACCCUGGCUUACAGAAACACCCUAAAAUCCUGAUCUUGGGCUUCCCAGAGAGACCAUGAGAUCUGAUUGCACCCAAAGAUGGCUGACAGCGGGCCGCAGCUCCCAUGUGACCAGACAAAGUAUUCCGCCAUGACACUCCGAUGUCUCUGAGCAUACCUACAGUAUUCUCCAGAAGGAUUUCAGGUGUACCAUACGCAAUGGUUCUCCACAGCCUUGUGCGACAUUAUCAGAGAUGUUCAGAAGUUCCUCUUUUACACUUUUUCUAUAUAAAUGUAAAUGUAUGCUGUGAAUUUCCUUAUAAAAGCAUUAAUACCUACA